AUGUCCAUCGCUUCCAAGAACCUCUACGAGUUGCUGGGCAACGACCCAGAGCUCGACCCCGAGCGCGCUACUCCCCAGCCGCCGGUCAAGACUGUCGAAAAGCCCGCCGCGAGAACAGGCAAGCGCAAUGCUCCCGCCGAAGCUCCUGCCCGGUCCGGUGCCGCCACUACCUCCACUACUUCCCGCCCUGCCAAGGACUCUGGCAACGCCAACGACAACUACCUCCGGGAUCGCAACGUAGGUGCGGAUAAGAACCGUAGCCGAGGUGCACGAUUCGACAACGAGGGUGGUGACUCUUCUCGCGGAGAAGGCCGCGGACGUGGACGUGGUGGACGCGGAGGCCGCGGUGGCCGUGGUGGUGCUAGGGGCGACCGUGCCAGCCGAACCGGCGUUGCCGACCACGACAAGCAAGUUGCUCACGGAUGGGGAGGCGCCGAUGGCCCCGCCGAGCUGGCCGACGAGACCGCUGGUGAGGCUAUCGCCCAGAAGGACGAGAAGGAGGCCGUUGCUGAAGACGCCGCCGCCGAUGCCGACCCCGCUGUUGAGGAGCCUGAGGACAAGACCAAGUCCUACGAGCAGUACCUUGCUGAGCUCGCCCAGAAGAAGCUUGACCUUGGCAACCAGAACGUGCGCAAGGCCAACGAGGGCAGCUCCGCCAAGUUCCCCGAGGGCAAGGCUGUUGCCCGCGACGACGAUGAGGACUUCAUUGCCGGAACUGGUGGCAAGAAACAGCGCACUCGUGAGCGCAAGGAGAAGGCUUUCGUCGAGCUUGACGGAGACCGCCUCCUCCAGCCUGCCCCCCGCGAAAACUUCGGUGGACGCGGCCGUGGCGGUCGUGGCCGCGGCGAGGGCCGUGGUGGUCGUGGCGGCGAGUUCCGUGGCCGUGGUCGCGGCGAAGGUCGUGGCGAGGGCCGUGGCGGACGCGGACCCCGUGGUGGUGCCCAGUCUGGCCCCAACCUCAAGGAUAACAACGCUUUCCCCAGCCUGGGUGCAUAG
Messenger RNA from Didymosphaeria variabile, 996 nucleotides. RefSeq lists its product as uncharacterized. Lineage: Eukaryota; Fungi; Ascomycota; Dothideomycetes; Pleosporales; Didymosphaeriaceae. The coding region runs from base 1 to 996 and encodes 331 amino acids. The transcript has 5 exons. Gene Ontology annotation, cellular component: cytoplasm; nucleus. The record is from RefSeq and is a predicted model, not a curated record. Gene Ontology annotation, molecular function: RNA binding.